Molecule: messenger RNA, 654 nt
Organism: Arachis duranensis
Lineage: Eukaryota; Viridiplantae; Streptophyta; Magnoliopsida; Fabales; Fabaceae
Exons: 3
Coding region: 1-654 (217 amino acids)
Source: RefSeq, a predicted model, not a curated record
AUGGCGGUGUACCAAGAUCAGAUAUACGUUAGUGACAACGACAUUAUUGGUGCAGUAGCGGCAUUGCUGGAGGAUCACAGACAACACUGCCUAGGCCGCCGCCUCAACAGGACAAGUGGGACAAUGAUGACAACAACUAUGAGGAUCUUUGGGAUGGAAAAGGAGUAUUUGAGCUCUGACACAACAUGUCAAGCUGAUGAGAAUGAAGAUGUAAAACAAGAGUGGUUCAUAUCAGAGUUUCUAAAUGACAUCAAAUGUUCGGGACUACUCAAUCAUAAGUUGACUUUGAAGCCAGGAGUCGCUGUAAUGCUACUGCGAAACAUAGACCAGACUUCAGGUUUAUGCAACGGGACAAGAUUAAUAGUUAACAAACUUAGCAGCAACGUAAUUGGAGCGACGGUAGUGAGCGGUAGAAAUAUUGGAGAUAAAGUGUACAUUCCAAGAAUGAACUUGAUCCCUUCAGAUUCAGGAUUGCCAUUUAAGUUCCAACGGAGACAAUUUUCAUUAACAGUAUGCUUUGCAAUGACCAUUAACAUGAGUAAGGAUCAAUCAUUAUCACAUGUACGGCUUUAUUUGCCAAAAUCAAUGUUCAUCUAUGGACAACUUUAUGUUGCUUUGUCAAGAGUUAAGAGUCACAGUGGCCUUAGGAUUUGA